ACAACAGCAACCUCCAACACACAAGCACCUCAUCUGCUCAUCAUCAGUUCACCGGCCGUCGUCGAGAUGAAGCCCGGCACCGAGCCGGCCACCGGCGUCCCCGUCGGCGGCGCACCCGGCGCCCCCACCGCCUGGUCCUCCGGCCUCUUCGACUGCUUCGACGACUGCGGCCUCUGUUGCCUGACCUGCUGCUGCCCGUGCAUCACGUUCGGGAAGGUGGCGGAGAUCGUGGACAGGGGCGCCACGUCGUGCGGGACGAGCGGCGCGCUCUACGUGCUGCUGGCGUCGCUCACGGGGUGCCACUGGAUCUACUCCUGCACCUACCGCUCCAAGAUGCGCGCCCAGUACGCGCUCCCGGACGCGCCAUGCUGUGACUGCUGCGUUCACUACUGCUGCGAGCCCUGCGCGCUCGUGCAGGAGUACAAGGAGCUCAAGGCCCGCGGCUACGACCCAGAGAUCGGCUGGCACCUCAACCAGGAGCGCCGCAACGGCGCAGCCGCCGGUGCCGGGGGCGUCAACCCGCCAGGCAUGCAGGAGAUGGGCCGCUGAUGGAGCUCGGCUGCUUAUUGCCUUGCUCUACGUGUGAAUGGAGGAUGGAUCGGGCAGGCGUUCUUUCGUGCUUUGUAAAUUCUUGCUUAGACUUUGUUAAGUUCAUAAUGUGGAGGGGUUAUGUUGUAUGGUGAACGUGUGUACUUUUUUCUUCUUCUUUGCGAUGGCAGAACGUGUGUGCGUUAAUGUCGCUCUGAAUUUGAUCAUUGUAUUUGUAUGGCUAGCCAGCCAGUAGAGCCUCUGGUUUUGAAUAAAAAAUCGUGUUUGCUA
This is a messenger RNA of Hordeum vulgare subsp. vulgare (domesticated barley), 819 nucleotides long. Its product is annotated as cell number regulator 10-like. The record is from RefSeq and is a predicted model, not a curated record. The transcript has 2 exons. The coding region runs from base 67 to 549 and encodes 160 amino acids. NCBI's taxonomy places the organism in Eukaryota, Viridiplantae, Streptophyta, Magnoliopsida, Poales, Poaceae.